CACAUACUCUAGUGUAGGAAGGCAAACGAAGAACUGGCUGCUACCGUAGCGCGUUCUUUUCGCCCGUUUCCGAACGUCUCGCCACCGAACAAAUGAUCUCUUCGCUUUAGAAACUUUACCUGGUCGUGUCAGAGACGCCGGCGAGUAUGCAGGGCGCGAUCGCUCGGGUGUGCGUGGUGGUGGCGGCGGCCAUCCUCAACCACCCUCUCCUGUUCCCGAAAGAGAACCUCACCAUCCCGGAGCAGGAGGAGGAGCUCCUGGCCCGCAUGCGCGAGCAUGAGGAGAAGCUGGAGGCGGAGCAGGCCCGGCUGGAGAGGGAGCUGUCCGAGGGGGCGCCAGAGGAAGCGCGGGACGACCCGGAGGAGGGGUACAGCUGCUACUUCUGGAGCGCCCUCUCCAUGAUCAUCUUCUUCACCAUCGAGGUGUGCCGGCAGGAUCUCAUCGGGUCCUGUUCGCCUGGCCAGGAGGACGAGGACGUCCUCACUGACGGCACCGCCUGGGCCUGCAAGCCCCUCUUCCCAGACAAAGGGGUGCUGAGCAGCUUCUACGAGAGGUGCGUCCGGGUAACGCCCCAGGAAACCCGCAGGACGUGCGAGUUCGUGGAAGGGUUCGCCGACGACCUGCUGGAGGCGCUGCGGAGCGCCAGCGACCGCGAGGCCGACAUGGAGGUGGAGGACUGCCUGGGUGUGGGCAGCAUUUACGAGGGCUGGCGGGCGAGCAAGCCACUGAUGUGCGACCUGAUCGUGCCCUUCGCCCCGCCGGAGCCCUACAGCUUCGGGUUCGAGCUGUGGUGCGGUGCAGCCGGCGACGUUCCCCCUGACAUGCAGGGCUGCGGCCGGAUCCGGCUGGUGAGGGCCCGGGAGGCAGGGUGUCUGUGCGGGGGCACCGAGCUCGGAGACGACAUGCUGUGCCUGCUGCACCAGGGCAAGAACGAGAGGCCCAGAACCGGCGGCGCCACCGACGACCUCCUCUGCUCGAAGGACACGCCCUACCUGGCCAAGGACCAGGUGAUGAAGUGGUUCCAGAUCGCCGUGACCAAGGCCUGGGCGAGGAUCUCCCACAAGUACGAGUUUGAGCUGGCCUUCCGCAACCUCGAUUCCCCAGGGGCCCUGAAGGUCCGGUUCAGAUCGGGGAAGGUGGUCGUCCUCAACCUCACGCCCGUGGUCCAGUUCGAGGACACCGACGCGUACUUCAUCUCGCACUUUCCCUCGGAGGGAGACAGCGGCUCGGACACAUUCUGGCCCCUGUCCUUUGCUGUUUACGAGAAGAAUCUUCUGAAGUGCUUAGCCAAAAGUUUACCGGAAAACUCCUGCCAUAUUAAAUGCCUUCAGAUUGCGUCCUUCCUCCAUAAGAAGCAAACAGGUCUGACAGGCAAGAGUGCCCUCACUAACUAUCACCUGAAGACUGUGCUGCUACAUCUGCUCUUGGGCACGAAGUCCUCGGCGUGGGGCGCCGAAAACCUGGAGCUCCGUCUGCGUGACGUCAUGGGGUUCCUGGAGAAGAGCCUUCAGGAGAAGCGGCUCUACCACGUGCUCAUCGGAAACUCCCGCCUCCCGAAAGAGAUCGGGAUUCCAGCGAUAUUCUGCAGGGCGGAGCCCGUGAACCUCCUCCGCCCGCUCGUGUUGCAGAGACAUCUUUACGCCCAAACGGUGGAGCACUUCCACGAAAUGCUGAAGAACGCUUCCGUGCUCAUACAGGAGUACAUGCCACACUUUCCCAAUGGCACCGUGCCCCAAACAAUUGGCGCAAGCCUACAGUCCUAGGACUCCUGUUUUCCAGCUUGAUCCAGUACCACUGGAGUGCCAGAUGUAUGUAAUUUGGGUUUUUGUAUUCUCAAAAAGUAUCUCCAGCAAUCUUCACAGACUAAAAUGGAUACUGGAUU
Megalops cyprinoides (Indo-Pacific tarpon) is the source of this 1882-nucleotide messenger RNA. Its product is annotated as inositol 1,4,5-trisphosphate receptor interacting protein. Bases 147 to 1763 code for a protein of 538 amino acids. The transcript is spliced from 2 exons. Gene Ontology annotation, cellular component: membrane. NCBI's taxonomy places the organism in Eukaryota, Metazoa, Chordata, Actinopteri, Elopiformes, Megalopidae. The record is from RefSeq and is a predicted model, not a curated record.